AUGUCAGCGACCGGCCACAGCGAACCACACUCGUCCGCCCAGAAGCUAGAGACGGAGAAGGAAAAGGAGAACCGCAGAAAACAAGACGAAAUCGAGGAGGAGCUCUUCUCGAACGGCAUCUGGGCGGUCGUGAUCUGCGUCCUCAGCUACACCUACGGGGACAUGACCGUCGCCAACUCGUUCCCGAAGGACACCCGACAGAACACCUGGCUCCUGAUGCUCUCCCCGAUCCCGACCUUCAUCCUGUCGCUCGCCUACAUCGCCUUCGUCACCUGGAUCGGCCCCAAGUACAUGAGGGACCGGGAACCCAUCAAGGGCCUGAAGACGCUGAUGCUGCUCUAUAACGCGUUCCAGGUCGCCCUCUCCGGCUGGAUCUUCUUGGAGUCUGGAAUGUCCGGCUGGUUCGGGAAAUACAACUUCGUGUGUGAACCUUGUGACUUCAGCAACAAACCAAGAGCAAUUAGGAUGCUGAACGCUGCUUAUUGGUACUAUUUCUCGAAAUUCGUCGACUUUAUCGAUACGAUCUUCUUCGUGGCGCACAAGAAAUACGCCCACAUCUCGCUCCUUCACGUCGUCCACCACGCCACCAUGCCCAUCAGUAUGUGGUACGGCGUCCGCUACCAUCCGGGCGGCCACAACACCUUUGCCGGAUUUUUGAACGCACUUGUACACACGGUCAUGUACACUUAUUACCUCCUGGCUGCCUUGGGCCCCAUCGCCAAGCCCUUCCUGUGGUGGAAGAAAUACGUCACGUCGAUGCAGAUGGUGCAGUUCGUGCUGAUGGUUCUGCACUCUAUGACGGCUAUGAUGGUCGAGUGCCCCGUCCCGAUGCCUCUCAUUCGCUGGGUCGGCAUCAUGGCUGUCGUGUUCCUGGUUCUCUUCACUGAUUUCUACAUCAAGGCUUAUAGGAAACGAGAUGCCCAGAAGAAGCUCAACAGCGCCCAUGACCACUCCAAUGGCAGCCUGAAGCCAAGCCAGAACGGGCUGUGCUUCCCUGCCCUCAACGGGGAAGCGGGCGCUACGACCCUACUGGCGGAGGCGUUACCGCCGAAGGAGCUGCCGAAGGACAUCCCUCGGGACAUGAGCGUGAGAAGUCGCGUCCGAGGCGAAGCUGGGGAAUCUUUUUAAGGGGUUUUCUGACCUGGAGACCCGUUCUUUGUUUUCCCCUUUUUCUUUGGAGGAGAUGGAAAUCCGUUUUCUUUGGUGGAGUUGGAGGGUCGUUUUCUUUGGUGGAGUUGGAGAUCCGUUUUCUUUGGAGGAGCUGGAGAGCCGUUUUCUUUGGGGAAACUGGAGAUCCAUUUUCUUUAGUGGAGCUGGAGAUCCGUUUUCUUUGGUGAAGCUAGAGGGCCGUUUUCUCUGCCUUUUCCGUUUCCUUUGGUAAGGUGAAGAGCUGGUUUCUUCGCCUUUCCUUUACCUUUAGCGAAGCCAGGAAGCUGGGUUUUUUCUUUUCUUUUUUGCCUUUCUCUAUCUUUCUUCUUUCC
This is a messenger RNA of Penaeus vannamei (Pacific white shrimp), 1481 nucleotides long. NCBI's taxonomy places the organism in Eukaryota, Metazoa, Arthropoda, Malacostraca, Decapoda, Penaeidae. The record is from RefSeq and is a predicted model, not a curated record.